This is a messenger RNA of Gongylonema pulchrum, 780 nucleotides long. Lineage: Eukaryota; Metazoa; Nematoda; Chromadorea; Rhabditida; Gongylonematidae. The record is from the annotation of a GenBank genome assembly.
AUGUCCUUUUGCAUAAUUCAGCAUCGAAAACUGCAUAAGCUCGAACUGGUUGCGCUGUUAACCGCAGCUGAACUAGCAAGGUCCUCGUCGCCUACAGUAAUACAGGGUACCAAAAUCGAGAUUUUUUGGGCAGCCAGCUGGAAGAAACAAUCAGUUCAGUACAGGAUCCGCUUAAGCGGUCGCCCAGUAGCAUGGUUUCUAAUUGGCCAAAGCGACCACGGCGAAUAUCGUGGAUCCGAUUUCUGCAAAUUUUCACCAAACGGAAUUACGGUAAUCAGUGAUGCUCUUGUGGAUGAUGGAACCACUCAGUUUGUUGUAGCCACUGGUCACUCCCGUGAGAAGUCGUUUCUGGAUGCUAGCAUAUCCAAAGCUAUUAUUUAUGGGAAGUUGCUUCAAAAAACGUCGAAGAAAAUCCAAGGAAACGCUAAGGAGCGUCGCGAGCAAUUUACUAUCACCGUCAGUGAUGUUGCAGUACCGAACCAAGUAACAACAUAUUGGUGCUCAGUUGCUCAGAUUGAUCCGAAAUUCCAUCAACAAAAGUACCAUAUUAUCAAAGUGGAAGCUCUAGUGACAAAGGGAAAUGAGCAUCUGGUGCAUCAUAUGGAGCUGUUCGGAUGCCAGAAUCCAGGAUAUGAUGUUGAUUUGGUGUAUGAGGGUGACUGCAAUGACCCGCGUAAACCAAUGGAGGCGCAUGGAUGUUCUACAGUCAUUGCUGCAUGGGCUAUGGGUGCUGGUGUAAGUUUCUUUACUACAUUCGAUCUAAAGCGCAUGCAGCCCUAG